AUGAAUACGCAACGGAGGACAUUCCGUGGCCGAGGAGGUCCUACCGAUGGUCGACUUCCAAAGCACAAUGCUAGGCGAGCCAAACGUCCAAAGCAACCGAGAGAGUCUCCCAAGUAUAGCGACACUGACACUGACAAUAGGGAGGAGGACGAAGAGUACAUUAUCGGUGCGACAAUAGUUUCUGGGGCGGAAGAAGACGAAAAUGAGUUUCAAUUGAAAAUAGUAGAUCCGUCGAAUAUCCAAUGCACCGAAUCAUCAAAUGAGAACGUGCUCCAACAAUCGCAGAGCGUCGCAGCUACUGAAAACGAGUCGGAGGUGCCCCACGCAACAAACACACCAGAGAGGAAUAACGUGGUACCAAGUGAUGCCAUUGUGGAUCCGACCAUCAUCAGUCGUUGCCAAAAGGAACUGAAACAUUUGCAACGCAGAAUCAAGAAUGUUCGUGAAUCUAUGCAGCUGUCUCAGUUAAUUGCCGAUCCCAAGAAGUACGAAGAGAACAUUUUGAACGCUGUGGCCAAUUGUGUCAAUGAAUGGCGCCAAAUCAAGAAACACUACAGCUCUAAUGAUACCAAAGACAACGACGAGGAGGAGCUGUCGGAAGAAAACAUCAAAGAGGUAUCGCUCAAUGUGUUUCAACUUAUUCAGCACUCUAUACAAUGUGGACCGUUGCAAGGAGGGAAACCAGGAUACUUCAAGCGUUGUGGCACUCAAGUGGCCAAGGUGGUCUUGAACUAUCUACUUGUUAUCGUUCCUGGCCAAGAGGCCUCUCUAGCUCUUGGCUUUAGCGAGAAGCAAGUCAAUGCUCUGGAAUCAUGGAAGUCAAAUGCUGCAAAGGCGGUAGCAAACGACAAACCACCAUCCAAGUCUCAACUAAAGAAACAAGCCGAAGCGGGCAAGACAAUGAAGAAAUCGAAGAAGAAGAAAUGA
This is a messenger RNA of Cylindrotheca closterium, 927 nucleotides long. The record is from the annotation of a GenBank genome assembly. Lineage: Eukaryota; Bacillariophyta; Bacillariophyceae; Bacillariales; Bacillariaceae.